AUGAAAUUGUACAAGCCCAGACAGACUGGAGUUCUACACGGCUCUGGGCUCGCUCUCUGCUGGGGACAAUCAAAAGCAACACUCCACCGAACGCUUCUUCCGCUUCUUGAUUGGUCCCGUCUUCUCUCCGGCCCUGUCAUCUCCAAGGUGAUCGGCUUCCUCCCCCCCGCGGACUUCCCCCAGCCUGGCGCCAAACCACCUCAAACCCUCACCUCAUAUUCGCUGCUAUCUCGUCUCUCCGCAGCGGGGUGCUACUUCCACUCAUGCCUUCAUUCCUUGUUCCGAUCCGCGCCCUUGCUAGACUCUGAUCUCUUGCACAGCCGUAUUCUGUCGGCACUAAACGUGGACGGCUUGGCCUGCAACACCGACAUCAGCCCGAGGCAACUGCACAAGGCUGCCCGCUUCAGCUCGGUCAGCUUUCAGCGUAUCUUUGGCUUCGCGCCCGAAAGCCGCAUAGACCCAGCGAGUUGGGAAUUCCACCUUGACCACUUGGUGAUAUACUGGGGGUCGCCGCCUGCGAAACCCCGCCGCCUGCCCCGGCCGCUCUCGUGCUUUACUUCGUCAUUUGAAUCCAUCGUCGACCAGAUUGGAGGCGGCUCCCCCGAGGUUGGCUUCGCUCUGGCACGGACCAACAAGCCCGCGCAGAAACCGCGUCAACGUCGCUGGACCCCCAAGGUCAAGACUGGCUGCAUUACCUGCCGCCUCUCCUACAGCAUCCGCCGCGUCAAGUGCGACGAAGGUCGUCCCGCGUGCACAAAGUGCAUCUCAACCGGCCGCCAGUGCGACGGCUUCGAAACCGCCCCCGAGCCGCCCACCGCCGUCCUCCCGUCCCAGCACGGCCUGCACGCCCUCACGCCGCUCUACGGGCAGGCGACGGCGCCCGAGCGGGCCAUGUUCGACCUCUUCCGCACCCGGACGGUGACGCAGGUCGCCGGCGCCUUUUACCAGCCCUUUUGGCACGUCGACGUGCUGCUGGCCGCGCAGACGCAGCCGGCGCUCUGGCACGCCAGCCUCGCCAUGGCCGCCAUGUACGCGUGGUUCGAGACGGACGACGACGACGACAUGCGCGCGCAGAAGACCCUCCGCCGGGACCACUACCACUUUGCGCUGCGGCAGUACAACGCGGCCAUUGCGCACCUCGUGGCCCUGGCGCCGCGCGGCCAGGACGCGGCCGCGGCCGAGGUGCUGCUCAUGGCGAGCGUGCUCUUCACCGGGCUCAGCAGUCUGCGCGGCGACCCCCGCGAGGCCAUGCUGCACGCGAGCCACGGGCUGCGCGUCGCGCGGCAGUGGCAGUUUGUGGAGAAGAUGGAGGCGGCGCAGCCGACGACGACGGCGUCGGCUGCCCUGCUGCCGCCCAAGUCGCUCGUCGGCCUGGUCGACGGCUUCGAGGUGCAGUACAUGUGGACGGGCGCGCGGCCGCCGAUUCUGCGGCGCGGCGCGCUGCCGAGAGCGGUGCCCGUGGCGCCGUUCAGCUCCGCGACGGAGGCGUGCUUUGAGCUGCAGCGGCUGGUGGGCGGGCUGCUGACGGCGGUGCGCAGCGAAAAGGUGCGGCGGACUGCAACGGCGGCGGCGGCGCCGGUGCCGGACCUGCGGCAGCCGUACCGCCACGCGCUGUCGGCGUGGAAGGUCAAGUUUGCGCAGCUCAAGUGGUCGCAGCGCCUGCGGCAGACGGACCUCGACUGCGCGCUCGUGCUGGACAUUUGGCUCUGCGGCGCCGAGAUUGCCGCGCGCAUCGACCUGCGCCGGUACGAGCUGGCCUGGGACGCCUUUGCCGGCCGGUUUCGCCGCAUCGUCCGGCUGGCGCGCAGGCUCCUCGUCGCCGACGAGGCCCUGCUGCGCCUGGAGGACCGACGCCCCGUGUACUCGUUCUCGCCGUCCGUGUGCGAGCCGCUCUUCAUGGUCGCCAGCAGCUGCCGCGACGGCGCGCUCAGAAGGGAGGCCAUGGCGCUGCUGCGGCAGCGGCCCCGGCGCGAGGGCAUCUGGGACGCCAGGCUCAUGGCGGCGAUUGCGGAAGCCAAGAUGCGGAUUGAGGAGCGCGGCAUGGCGGGGGAGGCAGGGUGUGGGUGUAUCCCGGGUGUGUAUAUUUGUAAUACCCAUCGGGUCUUCUUCAUGGAUAUUGAGUUCUUGCCAGAGAGGGCGGCAACGGCAGUCAUGAAGACGUUGCAUGAUGUGGCGAUGGGCUCGGAGGGGCAGGCCGUGACCAUUACCUACUGA
This is a messenger RNA of Cordyceps militaris CM01, 2214 nucleotides long. Its product is annotated as C6 zinc finger domain protein. Gene Ontology annotation, biological process: regulation of DNA-templated transcription. Lineage: Eukaryota; Fungi; Ascomycota; Sordariomycetes; Hypocreales; Cordycipitaceae. Bases 1 to 2214 code for a protein of 737 amino acids. The transcript has 5 exons. Gene Ontology annotation, molecular function: zinc ion binding; DNA-binding transcription factor activity, RNA polymerase II-specific. The record is from RefSeq and is a predicted model, not a curated record.